This is a messenger RNA of Dracunculus medinensis (Guinea worm), 240 nucleotides long. The record is from the annotation of a GenBank genome assembly. NCBI's taxonomy places the organism in Eukaryota, Metazoa, Nematoda, Chromadorea, Rhabditida, Dracunculidae.
AGAACUGAAUUAAAAAGUAUAAAAAAUAAGUGUAAAAAGGGAUCUGGCGAUGGGCGAGUGAAAUUUCAAAUAAAAAAUGACCAUUUAAAAAAAGAAUUUUUAAGGGCAGGAGCGAUCAGCUCAGCACUGCGGAAAGCGUUAGGUUUAGGACCUAAUGAUAUUCCAGAAUGGAUUUAUCGUAUGCGACGAAUGGGUUUCAUUAAAGGUUAUCCACCAGGAUACCUUAGAAAGGUUUUUUAA